Messenger RNA from Somion occarium, 2149 nucleotides. Lineage: Eukaryota; Fungi; Basidiomycota; Agaricomycetes; Polyporales; Cerrenaceae. The record is from the annotation of a GenBank genome assembly.
ACGUUUUUCGUUGCUGCAUGCGCAGCAGCCUCUGUGAAGCAAACCUUCUCCAUGUCCAAGAGUCUCCAAUGCUUCAUCAAACGACAAGGACAGUUUAUGCAUUCAUACAACGAAUGACGGAAUAGUCGGAGGGCCGUUGUGAACGUCCCAUGCCUAUUGUUAGCCGCAUACUGGUAAAAAUGGAUCCCCUAUGUGCCCAGGAAUAUGCGAACCAUCGGUAUCAGCAGUUUUUUCGCGAGAAAUCAGCUCUAUUCUGCCUCGCCGCGUUCUUCGGAUUUUCAAGCAUGAGAAUCCGGUAUUGCACCAACCGAAUAUUUCGCGAGAUGGCCCGGUGACUGUUGCCAACCUACUGACCCCGAUUGAGCCAUCUUUUCAGACUUAGUGACAAGUAUACGCGAUACGAAGCAACGCACCUCAGGUAUAAAAACGCGUCGUGUUCUGGAACGUUACAAGCAAGCUGACGAAUUUGUCCACUGCGCCAUGGCUCAUCUCUUGACUUCCCUGUUGGCAUUUCUGCUUUAUCUUCCAUUGACCUUCGCUGCCUUUGGCGUGACAACGUCUGGAAAUAAUUUGUUGGUUGAUUCUGGUGCUGGCUUGGUGACCACCAUCAACAGAUCAAACGGAGACCUAACAUCUUUGAAAUUCAACGGCAAGGAAUUGCAAGACCAAAGCAAGUUCACACAACUCAGCUCUGGUCUUGGCUCGGCAACCGUUACCUCGUCCGUGGCAAACAAUAUCGCUGUUGUGACCAUUCAGACGAGCACCAUCACUCAAUACUAUAUUGUCCGCUCUGGUACUAAUACUCUAUACAUCGGAACUUUUGCCUCAGCUGAACCCUCCGUUGGAGAACUGCGCUUCAUCGCUCGUCUCUCCAAGUCGGCACUGCCAAAUGGGCCGACCCAGUCUGAUAUCAGUGGUGGGAAUUCAAUUGAGGGUUCUGACGUAUUCAUGGUGAACGGUCAAACACGCUCAAAGUUCUAUUCCAGCGUGCGCUUCAUCCAAGAUCAAGUUCAUGGAGUCACCGGAAGCGGUGUUGGAGCAUACAUCAUUGUUCCUGGCACGGGAUACGAAACUAGUUCCGGUGGUCCCUUCUUCAGAGACAUUGAUAAUCAAGGAGGUGACCAACAAGAGGUGUAUUUCUAUAUGAACAGUGGCCAUGAGCAAACUGAAAGCUACCGCACUGGCUUCUUUGGACCUUACGCGCUUGCUAUUACCAGUGGCUCCGCACCUUCGGGCAACCUCGACAUUUCUUUCUUCGACAAUUUGGGUCUUCAAGGAUACGUUCCUGCCUCUGGCCGUGGUACUGUGAGAGGUAGCUACUCCGGAACGCUAUCCGGACUCCCUAUCACAAUUGGUUUCAAAAACUCCGCCGCUCAGUAUUGGGCAACCGGCUCUGGCGGUUCAUUCACCAGUCCGCUGAUAAAGCCCGGAACUUACACGGUUACCCUGUACGAGGGGGAGUUGGAAUCUGGCACCAGUAGUGUCUCUGUCUCUGCAGGUGGAACCGCAUCUGUAACGCUCAAGGCCUCGGCCAGCAGGCCUUCUACUAUCUGGAGCAUCGGUACUGCGGAUGGAACACCCGCAGGUUUCAUGAAUGCUGAUAAGAUCGAGACGAUACACCCCUCUGACUCGCGCAUGAGCAAUUGGGGGCCAAUUACCUUCAAUAUCGGCAGCUCGGCUUCAUCAUUCCCCAUGGCUCAAUUCAAGAACGUGAACAACCCAACAACCAUCCAGUGGAGUGCCUCUUCCUCCCAGAUCGGUGCCAGGACUCUGCGUAUCAGGACUACAUCUGCUUUUGCGGGAGGCAGGCCCCAAAUCACUGUCAACUCUUGGACGUCUAGUGCGCCCUCCGCCCCUACGGCCAUCGACUCCAGAGGUGUCACUCGUGGAACGUGGCGCGGAUUGAAUCAAAUCUACGACUUCGCAAUCCCAAGCGGUACCCUCGUUGCAGGUAGUAACAGGAUUCAGAUCAACGUGAUUUCUGGCAGCAGUGGGGAUGGAUUUUUGAGUCCUAACUUUGUGUACGACUCAGUCGAGCUGUUCUGAACCGGCUCACUUUUUCUGUGGGGCUUCUCAUCAUGUGUAGAUAUCAUAGCGCUGUGGAUAUCCUACUGAGAACUUCUGCUAUAUAUAAAAUUGUGUCCCAUCU